Molecule: messenger RNA, 2165 nt
Organism: Nicrophorus vespilloides
Lineage: Eukaryota; Metazoa; Arthropoda; Insecta; Coleoptera; Silphidae
Product: zinc finger protein 532-like
Exons: 5
Biological process (GO): regulation of transcription by RNA polymerase II
Cellular component (GO): chromosome
Molecular function (GO): chromatin insulator sequence binding
Source: RefSeq, a predicted model, not a curated record
AUGUCCUAUUAGCAAAAGAAUAAAUAUUUGCAUCUGGUUGAUAUUGAUUCGAAAGGACGUGUGACAACGUGCCGGAUACCCGGGCCGGAGGUAGUUGAAGAUAUAAUUAAUUAUUGAUUGAUGCAAUAAAUGUAGCUAGUUUCGCAUGUGCGUGGAACAUAGAUGGCUCUGUGGAAAUGCAUAAAAAUAUGCAAGGAUUGGAAAUGCGCCGACAACUAGAGCUGCAUUUCCCAGUCUCCGGGAACCUGGAUCCUGGGCAUCAUCCUCCGUCUCGAGAAUGGUAAGCAAACAGUACAAGACGAAGACAAAAACUUAUUUUUCGUAAUAAGAUGCAAACGAUCUUCAAAUUCUACAAAUUCCCGAAACCGAAUUCCUCGGAUGGAACACUUCAAACAGCCACCGCUUUCCGACUGGGCCUGUGGAUUCAAAUUCUCGGGAAGCAGCAUCUCUCCAUGGAAGAACUAUCGGAGUCUUACAUCUGCUACAAGCAUUUCCAUUCAGGAAAACCGGCGGAGGAUGGUGAGUUCUAUGAUCCGGAUUAUCUUCCCACGCGUUUAUUGCAACCAGCCACUCAGGAGAGUUACUUCAUCAAGUGGAGUAUACUAUUUGAGAACGCGUGGAUGCAAUGGAUAGCCUUCGUUCCAAAAGCCGGACAAUACAUAUAUCCUUGCUACGCUUGCCGGGACUUUUUCGGGAACAAAACAUCGUUUUUGGAGCACAUAAAUAGAAGGAGUUUGCUCUUGAAGUAUCAAUGCCUCGAGUGUCAAACGGAGAUCAUCUUCUAUAACCCAUGUGCGUUUAUACUACACGCUAGUCAGCAUGUUUAUCCCAAAAGUGUCGAAAUUGACCUGGAUUGUGUUACAAUAACGAUGAUACUAUUUGACGCUGUAGGGUAUUUACCGCAUGAAGACUUUCCUGAUAUUACAUAUUUGGGAAUCGAUGAUAUCGACCAAGGGAUCAAUUUGAAAUCGAAUUUCUACAUGGCUUCUAAUACUAGUAGAGGCAAACAGAUCGUGCACUUGAUUCCUCAGCAAUUUGAUAUUCUGGUGGAAAACUCUUCAAAGAUAUUGAUUUUGAAGCAGAAGAAUAUAAACAUUCCUUAUUGCAAAUUCUUAGAUUUACGUAACAACAUUGAUGAUCAGGAUGUAAUAAAUAAAGACCAAGUAGAAUGCCCGGAAUGCAAGAACACUUUCUUGGGUAAGAUUCAAGAUCACAUCGCUUCAUCCGACAGACCUUUCGAUGAGCUACUAAAAUGCCACCUCUGCAAGUAUUUAGCUGCAUCUACAUGCUCUCUAAAAGCCUACGUGCGAACGCACCAAAAGAAACCGCCGUUCGUGUGUCCAGAAUGCGGAGAAGAAUUCCUCCUUUACAUUCAUCUCUCCGAGCAUCUCGAUAACAUCUGCUUCCAUCCGCAUAAGAGUAUCAGGUACAAGUGUCCAGCUAUGAACUGUUCGAAGAUAUUCGCAUACUCGGCCUAUUUUGUUCAGCACUUUAAGAACCACUUAGAAACUUACUCUGUCUGCAACAAAUGCCAAAACAAAUUUCGCAACCAGUCUGAUUUUAAGUUGCAUUCGGGAUGCGAUGGUAAGAGCUUCUUGGAAUACCGUUGCAACGUUUGCAAAGACAAUAAAAUCUUCUUUAAGAACAAUUACAUUUACCACGUGAACCUUCACUGCCAAGACAUUAAUAUAAGAUUUUACGUCUGGAUUUGCAAAUACUGCAAGUGUUUAUUCAGACAAAAAGGAUAUUAUGCUACGCACAUGCACAGUUGUUGCAAACUAAAGGAAUAUAAUAUUAAGGAAUUAAAACAGAAGGAAUUGAGUAGUAAUUGCGAUACGCUAUUUUGCAAUUUGAACUGCUUGAAGUGCAGUGAACUAAUAUUAAAAGAAGACAUUGAAAAACAUGUUUGCAAUUCUGAAAAAUCUAAACAAAAUACAUCUGCAUAUCUAACUUGCGUCCAUUGUUGCUUUAAAACCAAAAAUCGUGACCAAUUCAUAAGUCAUAUACAUCUUCAUAAAAGUGAUUUCGCACUUCAAUGUUUGAUGUGUGGAGAUUUUCAAACGACCAAAUGGCGUCUGUUAAAGCAUAUCAUUUUUAGUCACAGGGUAAAAAAUGCAAGGGAGUUCUUCUCGAUUAAGUCCCAAUCCAAAUUAAAUUAUUUAAAG